AUGGGGGAAAAGAAUUUGGGGAAGAGAAAAUUCAGUAGUGGGGAUGAUGUGAAAGAGGUAAGCUUUUAUGGGUUGGAGGAGAGUAGUGGUGGAGGAGAGCAGAAGGGGAAGCAGAAGGCGAAAGCUAAACAUGUGCUGUAUGAGAGGCGCCGCCGGAAUAAGUUCAAUGAAGGCCUCAACCUAUUGAAGUCCGUGGUUCCAAAUACUAGCAAAAAGUCAACAUGUUCAGUCAUUGAGGGUGCCGUUGAGUACAUGAACGACCUUCAGCAGAGGAUCGAUAACCUCAAAAAUGAAUUGGAGUCAACCAGUCCUGGCUCUUCAUUGAUGCCUACCACAAGGCUCCACCCUUCGACACCCACUCCCCCAACACUACCCAGCCAUAUCAAUGAUGAGGUUCACCCCAGCUCGUUGCCCAGCCCAAAUGGCCAAGCUGCAAGGGUGGAAAUUGGGGUACGAGAAGGAAGAGCUGUACAAAUCCACAUGUGUUGUGAGCACAAACCCGGUAUCUUGGUGUCCACAAUGAGGGCUAUGGAUAAUCUUGGGUUAGACAUCCAACAAGGAGUCAUAAGCUGUUCCAAUGGUUUUGCUAUGGAUAUAUAUCGAGCUGAGCAAUGCAAAGAACGGCUGGACGUCCAACCAGAGCAAAUUAGAGCAGAGCUUUUGAACUCAACUGGAAUCCAAGAGGGGAAGUAG
Messenger RNA from Corylus avellana, 693 nucleotides. Lineage: Eukaryota; Viridiplantae; Streptophyta; Magnoliopsida; Fagales; Betulaceae. The record is from RefSeq and is a predicted model, not a curated record.